AUGAUGCGCCAUCACUCUGUGUUCAUCGCCAUUCUCGUCAUUAGCAGUUCACUAGUUAUUCCCGCUGCCUCCACAGCUUUCCAAGGAACAGUAGCAACACAUUCAUGCUCAUCUACUGAUUCGAAGACGGUGAAAGGCACAAUCACUGUCAGCAACUGCGAUCAUACAGCACUCACAUCUCAAAAAGAUACUAUUGCCAAAUCCCUCGCAACUCAAGUUCAAUCAUCUGCCGUAUCUAAUACGAAAUGUCAAGUAACUGUUGACGCAGUCACAGACCUAGGUAACGGCAAUCUCACCAUGACAUACACUUGUACAGGUGUGAGCGAUCACACAGCAUGCCAAACUGCACUACACAAAGCUUCAGCCUGUGACGAUGUCAAGCAAACUGUUGCCAAAUGUUCCAAAACUGGGAACACUGCAACCAACUUAGCACAAAUGACACAGGCGGCUAAACCUCAAGCCACGGCAGCAGCUCCAAAAGCAACUCAAAACGAUGUUGUUACAUCAGGAGUCAAGACGACCGGGCACAAUCGUUCUUCAGAAUGUCGACAAGACAUCACUAGCCUCGCAAAGGUCGGACGAGCGCAGUGUAGGGACAUCNGGGGUGGUGGUAAUGAUUUUAUUUUCAAUUCAUCUUUAACACCACCAGCCAUUGCAGCCAGUCUGCUAAAUGGUGUUCAAGAUUUACUCACUCAUGGUGCUAAACACAUUCUUGUCGUCAAUCAAAUUCCAGCUGAAUACAUUCCACUCAGUUUAACAAUGGCGCCACCAUCUGUUUUAAAUUAUCUUACAGCAUUGUUCAAUAAUGCAUUAACAACCGGUUUGACCACAAUUCAACAAAACAACACACAGGCAGUAUUGAAUCUGUUUGAUAUUCAUUCACUGAUCACUAAAGUUGUCACUAGCAAAUCGGAAUACUUUGUCAACACAACAGCUAAUUGUUGGAAUGCAGUCAAUGCAACCACAAUUGUGAAGCUUUGUGAUAAUCCUGAUAGAUACGUUUUCGUCGAUACCAUACACUUCACCAGCCGUGUACAUGAAUUAAUCGCUGAUGCUCUUCGUCCAUUUCUUCUAACAUCGUAUGCAGUCAAUAGUGCUGGAUGCUACGUCCAUUAA
Adineta ricciae is the source of this 1116-nucleotide messenger RNA. Lineage: Eukaryota; Metazoa; Rotifera; Eurotatoria; Adinetida; Adinetidae. The record is from the annotation of a GenBank genome assembly.